Messenger RNA from Diabrotica balteata, 1536 nucleotides. NCBI's taxonomy places the organism in Eukaryota, Metazoa, Arthropoda, Insecta, Coleoptera, Chrysomelidae. The record is from the annotation of a GenBank genome assembly.
AUGCUUCAUCUGCUUCUCUUGGUACUAGUUAUACUUUUACUAUAUUGCCGCGCCAUACAAUGUUUAAGUUACUGGAAGAAGCGAGGAGUUCUACAAGAGAAUCCGCAUAGACUGUUGUGGAAUAUUUUAAGAUUCCGAUCGCGAUCAGAACCACGAGCUUCUAAAUUAUCGUCAACAUAUAAUUUAUCAAGAAAUGUUAGAUACGUAGGAUAUUAUCACUUUACAACUCCAAUUCUGAUGAUAAAAGAUGAAUGGCUCUUGAGAAACAUCGCUGAAAAGGACACAGAAAGCUUUUUCAGUCCUGACCAAUGUGUAUUGGAAAGUGAUGAUCCAUUACACAACAUAAACUUGAGAGACCAAAACUGGAAAGUGUAUCUGACAAAUAGUGACCUGCGACGAAUGUUUCCACUUUUAGAAGAAUGCUGUCAAAUUUUUAUUAAAACUUUUAUGAAAAAUGAUUUGGACAUCAUUGAUGUACCAAUAAAAGAUGCUGCUACUCGUUUUGUUACCGACAUAAUAGCAUCCACUGUUUUUGAUCUUUCUUUGAAUCCUAAGGAUAAGGCAAAUAAGGAAUUUUGUCGUAUGAUCACAAAUAUCAUGAAUUUCGCUCAUUUUAAAAGGCAGUUUAAGUUUUGGGGGUAUUUCUUUAUAUCGAAAAUAUUGCAACUACCAAAUGUAUAUUCUAUUGACUGUCAACCUAAACAGUAUUUCAUGGAUCUUCUUCAUGACAAAUUAAAAUCAAGAGCAACGAAAAAUAUUGCUCGUCCUGACAUAAUUCAAUUAAUCUUGGAAACAAAGUACGAAGAAAUGCAACUAACAAAGCAAGAUUUAACAGAUAUAUCCAAUAAUAUUGAAAAUUCUCAUUUGAUACCACCAGCAAUUAGGAACGCGGAUACAUUGAAACACUCUCUACUGUAUUGGUUAGCUGGACUGGACCCCGUUUUAAAUUUGAUUUCUUUCGUAGCCAUCGAGCUGGCCUUAGAUAAAGAUAUUCAGUCAAAAUUAAGAAUAGAAAUUGACAACAGCUUUGACCGUUGCUAUGGAAAGAUGACUUACGAUAUCUUAACGAAAAUGGAAUACUUAGAUAUGGUUGUUUCAGAAACCCUUAGAAAAUGGCCAUAUUUCGACUCCAUCUACCGCAUUUGUAACCAAACGUAUAUUAUAGAAUCUAAAACUAGCAAAAAAAAAGAAGUCGUGUUGGAAAAAGGAUCUAUUCUGUGCAUACCAGUAACCCCCAUGCAUUACGCUCCCAGAUACUACGGUUACUCUAAAAGAUUUGAACCAGAAAGGCUUAGCAGCGAACACAGAUGUAUCAUCGAACCCUACACAUAUUUACCUUUUGGUCUAAGUGAAAAUGGCUGUAUAGGUUCCAGAUUGGCCGUUUUACAAACAAAGGUGUUUAUUGUACAUUUGUUGCAUCAUUUCGAGAUAAAUUUAAGCGAGGCAACUAAACUACCUCUAACAUUAUUUAAAGAAAAGUUGUAUCAGUAUGUUCUUGAGCAAAUAAAACUUUCUUUUAAAAGAAGUAAAGACUGA